Messenger RNA from Sebastes umbrosus (honeycomb rockfish), 2586 nucleotides. Its product is annotated as apoptosis-inducing factor 3. Gene Ontology annotation, molecular function: flavin adenine dinucleotide binding; oxidoreductase activity, acting on NAD(P)H; 2 iron, 2 sulfur cluster binding. Gene Ontology annotation, cellular component: cytoplasm. Lineage: Eukaryota; Metazoa; Chordata; Actinopteri; Perciformes; Sebastidae. The transcript is spliced from 18 exons. The record is from RefSeq and is a predicted model, not a curated record. Bases 1 to 1677 code for a protein of 558 amino acids.
AUGUGUUCAGCCCGUGAGGAGCUUCCGGACCCUGACCCAGAGGAGUCGCCAGAGGAGCUGACGGAGGUGGUGUGUCUGGAGUCAGACCUGCAGGAUGGACAGAUGAUGGAGGUUGAAGUGGGACAUCACAGUGUGCUGUUGGCACGCAGCGAGGGCAAAUACAGUGCCAUUGGUAACCAGUGUACACACUAUGGAGCUCCACUCAGCAAAGGAGUUAUUUCAGGCCACACAGUGCGCUGCCCGUGGCACGGCGCCUGUUUCAACGUCCAUACGGGAGAUCUGGAGGAGUUCCCCGGCAUGGACUGUUUACCCUGCCACAAGGUCAAAGUUCAAAACAACAAAGUGUACGUGUCUGUAAACAAAAAGACUCUGAGUGAGGAAAAGAGAGUAAAGCGUAUGGGAGCUGCAGUACCAGGAGUUACUCACACUAUACUGCUGCUGGGAGGAGGAGCUGCGUCGCUGAUCUGUGCCGAGACUCUGCGGCAGGAAAACUUCGGCGGCAGAAUCAUCAUGGUCACCAGAGAUGAACUUUUACCUUACGACAAAACACGACUCAGCAAGGUAAUGAAUGUGGAGAGCGACACUAUUCUGCUGAGGAGGAUGGAGUUCUUCCAUGAGCACGACAUCGAGGUGUGGCUCAGGAAAGAAGUGGUGUCUGUGGAAACGGACAAGAAGACUGUCACAUUUGAUGAUGGUUCAGUCCAGAGCUAUGACCAUCUCCUCAUCUCAACCGGCUGCAGAGCGAAGGGACUGGAUAUGCCCGGCAUGAAGUUGGACAACGUCAGGAUGUUGGAGACACCAGAGGACGCCCGGCAAAUUCACUCAGCCUGUCUGGGCUGCAAUGUCGUCCUCGUGGGAACCUCUUUUGUUGGUAUGGAAGUAGCAUCUUAUUUGAUAGGCAAAGCCUUCAGUAUCACAGUGAUCGGCAGCAGUGAGCUGCCGUACCAGAACACACUGGGUCGGGAAAUUGGCAAAAUCACCAUGAAGAUGCUGUCAGAGAAAAAUGUGAAAUUCUACAUGAAUGAUAAUGUGACGGAGGUCAAAGGUGUAGAUGGCAAGGUGAAGGAGGUUGUGCUUAAGAGUGGAAAAGUCAUCCCAGCGGAUGUUUUGAUUGUUGGUAUUGGCAUCAAACCGAACUCGGAGUUCCUGCGGGGCAGCAAAAUACUGAUGGACUCAAAAAACUUUGUAACAGUCGACAAGUACAUGUGCACCAGUGUCCCCGGUGUGUACUGUGGGGGCGACCUGACCACCUUCCCCCUGGCAAUGGCCAAAUACCAGCUGGUCAACAUCGGACACUGGCAGAUGGCACAAGCACACGGGAGGAUAGCAGCUCUGAACAUGCUGGGAAAAGCGACUGAACUCAGCUCAGUUCCUUUCUACUGGACCGUCCUACUGGGUAAAACCAUCCGAUAUGCAGGCUAUGGGGAGGGAUACACUGACAUUGUAGUGAAAGGAAAGUUUGAAGACAAGAAGUUCCUGGCAUUUUACAUCAAGAAUGAUGAGGUCAUAGCAGCAGCGAGCCUAAACUACGACCCAGCGGUGUCUGCAGUGGCUGAGAGGUUCGCAGCAGGAAAAGUCAUCACGAAGAAAGAGGCUGAAUCCGAUGACCUGAGCUGGCUGAAGUUGCCCCGGUCGACACUUUCCUCCACUCUCAACGCGUCACCUGUACAAUGUUGACAUGCAGCCAUGGAUGUCAUUCAUCUGUGUCUUCGUCACCACCUCUCUCACCCAGGACAGAGAGUUUGGAAACUUGGAUUAAAGUGUUUGAUUCAGAAGAGACAGAUUUCACACAAUCCACAGUGAAAUUUGUAUUUACAGUGUUGGAAUUUAAACUGUACGUCAUACACUCAGUGUUCAGGUGAGGGGGACUCCACCAUGCAAACAACAGAUACCUCAGAUAAAUGCAGCUUUAGGGACUUCUUUUAUAAUCACAAUAUGUUUUAUUAUUUCUUUAGAGUUUUUUUUAAUUUUAUUUCAUGGCUUUAUGUCUCAAGGGGUAUUUCAGAGACAUCACAUUUAAGAUGUCUCGGUAUAUUCUCUGCUGUUAAUCUCUAAAAGGCGGUGUACGAUGCCUUUUACUUGGAUGGGGCUGCUGGAAAGCGGCAUUGGUGCCCGCCACGGCCAUGUGCGUGGUCCAGUCAGUGAGUCGGAGGGGGGAUUAUGAGAACAGAGGGGGAGUGCUCGGCUCUUUGAAGCAGAGAUGCUGAAAUAGGCAACGGUAACAAUAAACACACCAACAGGGAACAAUAGGCCCUCGACAAACAGCACGCAAAUGCAGUGUGACAAAACCUUCACAAAAGAAAUGCUGCGUUUUUCUCUCUCUCUUCUCCCCCGUCUGUCUCUCUGCUGGUUUAUCACCGUCUUUACUUCACACCUCCACAUUUCCUUUUAGCUUCACUCUCCCUUCCUGUCAACAGCAUGCCUCGGUUCAUUGUAUCCAAGGUGCACACUUUUCAAGGCCAAUACCAUAUAGGAAUGCAUAAUUAAUCAAAAUUGUAUCAUAAUCGCAAUAUGGCCUACUGCAAUUUUCUAAUUGCAGGAUGAGGAGGAAAUCGCGAUAUUUGUUAAAGGUGAAAUGUGUGUCAA